Molecule: messenger RNA, 802 nt
Organism: Rhagoletis zephyria (snowberry fruit fly)
Lineage: Eukaryota; Metazoa; Arthropoda; Insecta; Diptera; Tephritidae
Source: RefSeq, a predicted model, not a curated record
AUGAAUGAGCCAAUUCAGUCGUACCAGUGCGUCAAUGUCUACCAGACGUCGGCCACCUCGGAGAACAUGAGCCGACAUGACAUGCUCAACUGGGUGAACGAAUCUCUGGACGCUGACUACAAGAAGGUGGAAGAACUUUGCUCGGGUGCGGCCUACUGCAACUUCAUGGACAUGCUCUUCCCCGGCAGCAUUCAGCUGAAGAAGGUCAAGUUCCGUACGAACCUCGAGCACGAGUACAUUCAGAACUUCAAGAUUCUGCAGGCUUCCUUUAAGAAGGUUGGAUGUGAUAAGGAAAUCAUGAUAAAUAAACUCGUCAAGGGCCGCUUCCAGGAUAACUUUGAGUUUCUGCAGUGGUUCAAGAAAUUCUUUGAUGCCAACUACGAUGGGCGCGAGUACAACGCCACUGAGGCCCGUGGACGACAGGCAAUUGCCACCAGCAGCAGCUCGGUCGCCUCUGUGGGCAUCACCAAAUCGGUGCCAUCCAAGCCGGCGCCCCGCCCGGCCACCUACGGCAGCAAGAUUGGCGGUGGGCCAUCCAACCCAGUGAGGAAUGCCUUCGCCAACAACGGUCGCAAGAAUGACUACGACUCGGAGGUGAAGAAGGUGGAGGAGAAGAUGCAGGAAAUCAACCUGCUGAAUGACACUCUCGCCCGAGAGCGAAACUUCUACUUUAACAAGCUGCGCGAAAUUGAAGUGCUCAGUCAAGCUGAGUCCACCAGCGAAUCGGAGAAGGAGUUCAAGGAACAGGUGCUGAACAUUCUCUACGCCGUUGAAGAUGGGUUCACCUCGCCAGGCACUGCUG